Messenger RNA from Gongylonema pulchrum, 398 nucleotides. NCBI's taxonomy places the organism in Eukaryota, Metazoa, Nematoda, Chromadorea, Rhabditida, Gongylonematidae. The record is from the annotation of a GenBank genome assembly.
CUGGCACUAUUUGAAAUAGUUGAUGAAGGAAACGGAGGGACAAGGACUAGUUUUUGCGGCACUACUGGAACCUUAAGAGGAACAGAUUAUGUAGAAGUUUUUAUUGCAGACCAUACGUCGCAUGCACCCGUCGAACGCUUCGGCAGCGGCCUGAUCGCAGGUCUUUGUGCUUGUGCUAUUACGCAGCCGUUCGAUAUGAUAAAAACCCACGUGCAGCUUUUUUCUCAACAUUCGUUAUACGAAUUCAUCUCACUUCUGUACCAGCAGGGAGGUGUGCUUGCUUUUUUCCGUGGUUUCUGGUUGCGUGCCACACGCCGGGCGCUAAUGGCGGCGCUCAGCUGGACAUUCUUCGAUGAGGUUUGUUCCUACUGUAAAUACCAAGUUUUUGUUGUCUGAGA